Closterium sp. Naga37s-1 is the source of this 5154-nucleotide messenger RNA. The record is from the annotation of a GenBank genome assembly. Lineage: Eukaryota; Viridiplantae; Streptophyta; Zygnematophyceae; Desmidiales; Closteriaceae.
AAGCUAACGCCGUACGAGAAGAAGAAGUAUGUGUGGAAGCUGCUCUACAUAUUCAUGCUCGGCUACGACGUCGAUUUUGGCCACAUGGAGGCCGUCUCCCUCAUCUCCGCCCCCAAAUACGCAGAAAAGCAGGUGGGGUACAUGGUGACGUCAUGUCUGCUGAACGAGAACAACGACUUUCUGCGCCUCGUCAUCAACUCCGUCAGGAAUGACAUCAUCGGCCGCAACGAGACCUUUCAGUGCCUCGCCCUCACCAUGGUGGGCAACAUCGGGGGGAAGGAGUUCUCAGAGUCCGUCGCCCCUGACGUGCAGAAGCUGCUGCUGUCGAGCUCAGCGCGGCCGCUGGUGAAGAAAAAAGCAGCGCUGUGCCUGCUGAGGCUCUUCCGCAAGAACCCCGACAUCAUCAGCACUGACACAUGGCCACAGCGCAUGGCGAGUCUGCUGGAGGAGCGCAGUCUGAGCGUGCUCCUGGCAACCAUGUCGCUGCUCGUGGCGCUCGUGGCAGCAAACCCGGAGGCGUACCUGUGCUGUGUGCCCAAGUGCGUCAAGGUGUUGGAGCGCCUCGCCAAAUGUGUGGACAUCCCGCAGGACUACACCUACUACGCCAUUCCAUCUCCCUGGCUGCAGGUGAAGACGAUGCGGGUGCUGCAGUACUUCCCGUCCAUCGAAGACCCCUCCAUCCGCAAGUCGCUGCUCGAGGUGCUGGCGCGCAUACUGCAGGGCACGGAGGUGGUGAAGAAUGUCAACAAGAACAACGCCGCCCACGCCAUCCUCUUUGAAGCCCUUGCGCUGGCAAUUCACAUGGACGCAGAGAGGGAGGUGAUGCAGCACUGCGUGGGGCUGCUGGGCAAGUUCGUGGGCGUGAGGGAGCCCAACAUCCGCUACCUCGCCCUCGAGAACAUGGCGCGCAUGUUGAUGGUGGCAGACGUGCAGGAUGACAUCAGGGGCUUCCAGAGCCAGAUCGUGCACUCCCUCAAGGACCCCGAUAUCAGCAUUCGGCGGCGCGCGCUGGACCUGCUGUACGGGCUGUGCGACACCGACAAUGCCAAGUUCAUCGUCGAGCAGCUGCUGCAGUACCUGACGGUGGCGGACUUUGUGAUGCGCGAGGAACUGACCCUCAAGACCGCCAUCCUGGCAGAGAAAUUCGCAGUCGACCUGCCCUGGUACGUGGACGUGAUUCUGUGUCUCAUGGAGCGAGCAGGCGACUUCGUGAGCGAGGACGUGUGGUACAGAGUGGUGCAGAUCGUUACCAACAACGACGACCUGCAGCCCUAUGCUGCCUCGCGAGUGCUCAAGCUCAUGCGCAAGCCGGCGGUGCAUGAGACCAUGGUGAAGGUGGGCAGCUACAUAUUGGGCGAGUUCAGCCAUCUGUUGCCGCAGCAGCCAGGCUCCACAGCAGCGGACGUCUUUGCCGUGCUGCACGACAAGUUCCACACCGUCUCCAUCCCCACGCGCGCGCUCAUGCUGUCGGCGUAUGUGAAGCUGGCAGUGCGCUCGCCGCCCGACGAUGCGCUGCACGGCAAGCUCAUGGCCAUCUUCACUCGCUACGAGAGCAGUGUGGACGCGGAGGUGCAGCAGCGCGCAGUGGAGUACGCCUCUCUGUGCCGCAGGGGCGGCCCCGCCAUGGCCGACAUCGUUGCUGACAUGCCCAAGUUCCCUCAGCGCGAGUCCUCGCUGCUGCGCCGCGCACCGGACAACGAGGGGGACAGUGCGGAGGUGAGCGCAGUGAAGCUGCGCGCGCACCAGGCCAACGCCCUCGCCCUCGUCCCCGUCUCCGCCCCCGCCUCUGCCUCUGCCGCCAAGCUCCCUUCCGCCACUGCUGCCCCCGCUGCUGCUGAUGGUGGUGUGGGGCCGGUGCGACGACCACAGCCAGCCUCCUCUGCAGAUGACACCUCGUCGUCGCCACCCCCGUCCACCACCCAGCCUGCACCCGCUCAGCCGCCCACCUCACUGGUGGACGAGCCAGCAGCCGCGCCCCCACCUGCAGCAGGCAACGAGCUCGCCCUCGUGCCUGCGGACUCUGCCAACGCUGUGGGCGACCUGCUGGGGGAGCUGCUCUCACUUGAUCCCUCUGCCUCCGCCUCCAACGCCCCUGCUGCUGCUGCGGCCGCCCCUGCUCCUGGUCCUGUUGCUGCUGCUGGUACUGGUGGUUUGGGAGGAGCCGAGGCCGGGGCCAUGGCACUGACGCUCUUUGACCAGACUGCUGCACCCGCAGCUGUGGUGCAGGUACAGUGGGAUGCUGUGGUGCAGGUACAGUGGGAUGCUGUGGUGCAGGUACGGUGGGAUGCUGUGGUGCAGGUACGGUGGGAUGCUGUGGUGCAGGUACGGCGGGAUGCUGUGGUGCAGGUACGGUGGGAUGCUGUGGUGCAGGUACGGUGGGAUGCUGUGGUGCAGGUACGGUGGGAUGCUGUGGUGCAGGUACGGCGGGAUGCUGUGGUGCAGGUACGGCGGGAUGCUGUGGUGCAGGUACGGCGGGAUGCGGAGGUGGUGUGUUGUUGUGCAGUUACACACGGGACAGUGCUGCCCCCCUCCCAUUCUUCCACAUCCGCCCUUUUCCCCCUCCCACCCUGCCCUGCGUGGCAGCCACUGGGCAGUGUGGCGGAGUGGUUCAGGGCGCUGAUGGGCAAGGACAGCGGCGUGCUGUAUGAGGACCCGCACCUGCAGAUCGGGGUGAAGAGUGAGUGGAAGCCACCGCACGGCCGCCUGGUGCUCUUCCUGGGCAACAAGGAGACGGCGCCGCUCACCGCUCUCACCGCCUCCACACCACCCACGCCCGGCCUGCGAGUCAUCCUCUCGCCGCUGCCUCAAGUCAUCCCCCCCCGCGCCCAGAUCCAGCUACCAGUGGAGGCGGCAGCAGUGCUGGUACCCAGGGAGGCGCCGCGCCUGGACAUGGCGUACAAGCUGCCGUCGGGCACGCGCGUGCCGCUGCGCCUGCACCUGCCCGUGGCGCUCUGCAAGGCGCUGCUGCCGGCGUCGCUGUCCUCUGCUGACUUCUUUGCUCGCUGGAAGACCCUCUCUGCUCCGCCGCACAAACAGCAAGUCGUGCUGAGAGGAGUGAAGCCGCUACCGCUGCCUGCACUGGCACAGCUGCUGGCAUCCAUGCGCAUCAACCCACUGCCCAACCUGGACCCAAACCCCAACAACAUAGUGGCGUGCUGCACGUUGCAUACAGAGACCACCCCGCCCACCCUCCUCCUCGCGCGUCUGGAGACGGACCCAGCGGACCGCUCGCAGCUGCGCCUCACCUGCGCCUCCUCCGACCCCACCGCCUCCGCUGCGCUGAAGGAAUUUAUCAGCGACAACAUCAGUGAGCUGCCGCCCGCCUGGCUGCAGCCGCCCCCAGUGGCCGCCCAGCAGCAGCAAGGGGGAGCCGCAAUGCUCGCCCUGCCCUGGUCCGGUGCCCCUGCUGCUGCUGCUGUUUCUUCCCCUCCUGGCCCCACUGCCCUCGCCCCCUCGCCCGCUGCCCCUCACAUGGUGCUUCCGGGGGGUGCUCCUCCCCCUGCUGCUGCCGGCAUGGCGCCCAUGCCGUAUGGGGGCAUGCCCAUGCAGGGGCCUGAGAUGGGCAUGGCUGGACCCAUGGGGAUGGCAGGGCCAGGCAUGCCUCCUCCCAUGCAGAUGGGCGGCGGCAUGGAGCCCGAUCCACCUGAUGGCGCGAGAAACGGCCUCUCCGUUCUGGGCGUCUUACCACGCCUUAGCGAGAACUACGCCGUGCCCAUCGCACAGCUGCCGCCUCGUGAGCCGUCACCGAAUGAACUACAUACAAGCAGCAGACGCUCUGGAGCGCCCCUCCUCCCCGAGACGCUACGCCAUGCUCCUUCGGCCGAUCCGAAGCCACCCACCGCUCUGGCAGAUGCUGAGUACGAGUCGGUGAAGAAGACGUUUGACGCGCACACCGCGUAUGGGGCGAAGGGUGAGGGUGCGCGGGAUCUCCAGAUUGGCAGCAUCCGCACUCACUCCGCGACCCGUGCACACAAGAACGCGGUGGAGAAUCAGGAGAAGGCGGAGGCGGAGAAGGCAAAGCAGGCCACACUCACUCGGUGGCAGGCCACGGACGCUUCCACCCGUCACAUCAUUCGGCUCCUCCACAUCGCCCUCUUCGUCUGCAAGGCCGACGCACCCAUAGCGAUGUUCGUCCCGCUGUGCUGGUUUCUGGCGAAGGAGUGGUUACCAGACCUUCCUCCCGGUGGCGGCUACGGCGCGUACUACACAGAGGAGGCACUCACUGCUAGUGAUGCUGCUGAAGAGGUACCUGAGCUGCUAAUGAUUGACGAUUUCGUGCGCGCCUUCGCUGACCACAUCGGCCGCAGCAGCGUGGACUACCAGAAGUUUCAAGAGAUGCAGCGGAUAUUCUGCCAGACGAAUCUAGAGGCGCAGGGGAUUAGCGAUACCCGCUGGCUCGUCCGUGGUGAAGCGAUCCAGCGCCUGCUCGACGUGCUCCCUGCUGCCAUAGUGGUGCUGAAGGAUUACAAGGCGGAACUGUACAAGGUGGUUACCUCGUUCAAGUUCCACUGGCUCAUCCGCUUUCUUGCGGAUGUGCUGUGGGAACUAAACUGCCUCAACCAGCGCUUCCAGCAGCGGCAGGUAAGCGCCUUUGUCGCUGUCGUUUAUGUGGUUGCAAGCCUUCUCGUGCACUACCUGACUCCUUCUCAUGCCCUGGUGCAGGUGGAUGUUACCCUUGUUGCGCACAUCGUGCAGCAGACAAGGAUACGUCUGAAGAGGCGGUAUUCCCUCCGUGACCCUUCACACCAUUUCGGCAGCGGGGAGAAAAUGCAGCUUCCCGAGUUCAUUCAGAGGCACCAGGCGAAGGAUAAGCGGGAGAUGAAGGCGGAGGGCGUGGACGGGGAGGGGAAUCCCGUCACGUUUCAAUUCACGCUGCACGAGCGCCCGCUGCCAGGGCAUGAAACGGAUGGCGAUGUCACGGCGUGCGUCGAGCUGUCGAUCAAGUACGUGCGCGCCAUUGACAAAGAGCUGGAGUGGCGGAUGCGCGACCUGCAGCUGCUGGAAGGUACGAAGCUGUUUCGCACAGCUUCGUACAUGCCCGACGACACGAAGCGCGUGGAAACUUUUAAGAAGUGGCUCGGCCAGCUGCACAAGUUGUACCACAACAAGUUGCCAGGUAAGCCUUGUGCAGCGAUAGCAAAACUUCUGACGUGA